Molecule: messenger RNA, 1698 nt
Organism: Hypoxylon fragiforme
Lineage: Eukaryota; Fungi; Ascomycota; Sordariomycetes; Xylariales; Hypoxylaceae
Product: ferredoxin reductase-like protein
Exons: 3
Coding region: 580-1566 (328 amino acids)
Cellular component (GO): endoplasmic reticulum
Molecular function (GO): oxidoreductase activity
Source: RefSeq, a predicted model, not a curated record
GCCUAUGUAAUAUAACUAAUAUUGCUGCUUGCAAUGCUUGCAAUGCUUGCAUUGCCUUGCAAUAUUGCAUGUAGUGCCUUGCACUUGCCGAGUUCUAUGUAGCAAUUCCCCCAACCGCCGGUUCACUCCGCAUACUAACUAACGUAGAUUCGCCUAGUGGUGCACACAUGGCGCCACUUUUUCUUUUAGUUUCCCCGAUUUAGGAGUUUAACCAUCUUAGCACAUCUUUAAGCUAUUACGCAUGUAGUAGUUAGCAUGGCAAGCACGUAAGUUACAUACUAUGUACUACCUGCUGCCACUGCCAGACUGCCAGUCAGUGCCAGAUAUGUUAAAACCCAGGACCCACCACGAAAUUGGUUGGGAUUUUUAUUUCCCACAAAUGGCCGACAUCGAUAUCUGAAGCUGACCGCUUGCGCCUACAUAAUUCACUUCCCCUACCCACUUACACUUUUCAGAGCAUGCUAUCACCCAAUUGCUAACAGACAAGAACUUAUCUGUUAAUUCAGCAAUUGCAAGAGCCCUGCCUCUCUAGGAUACGCAAUCCAGCUGAGCUCCAAAGGGCAGCAACUCACCUUCAAGAUGUCGCUACCUUUGUCCUCAAAGGCAUACAUCGACGGGAUAUAUAUCCCGGCCGGUUUACUAGUGGUGGGAACCUUGAUCGUCAAGCGAGAAUGGACACCUUUCGCCGCCCUCAUCGCCAUUGUCUUGGGUUCUCUUAAGUACUGGCGUACACUACCCAAGAAGGUCUUGAAGCCGGAUGUUUUCCAAGAAUUCGAGCUCAAAGAGAAGACGAUCAUUUCGCACAAUGUUGCCAUGUUUGUUCCCCUCAUUUAUUUAUUAUCUCUAUUUCUUUUGUUACUAACAACGUGCAGUUACCGAUUUUCCCUACCCUCCCCGACGUCCCUUCUCGGAUUACCUAUCGGUCAACACAUUUCCAUUGGUGCUGCUAUCCCGCAACCCGAUGGCUCUACCAAGGAAAUUGUGCGAUCAUACACACCUAUCUCCGGCGACCACCAGCCUGGCUAUUUCGAUCUCCUCAUUAAGUCGUACCCAACCGGCAACAUCUCCAGACACAUGGCAUCGCUUGUUGUGGGCCAGACCAUUCGAGUGAGGGGGCCAAAGGGCGCAUUUGUCUAUACUCCUAAUAUGGUUCGCCAUUUCGGAAUGGUUGCUGGUGGCACUGGUAUCACACCCAUGUUGCAGGUUGUUCGGGCAAUUAUUAGAGGACGAGCCGCGGGUGAUAAGACCCAGGUUGACUUAAUCUUCGCCAAUGUCACCGAGCAAGAUAUCUUGUUGAAAGAAGAUCUCGAUGCGCUAGCAAAGGAAGACUCCGGUUUCAGAGUUCACUACGUUCUGGACAAGCCUCCUGAGGGAUGGACCGGUGGUGUUGGCUUUGUGACAGCUGACAUGGUUACUAAAUGGCUGCCAAAGCCCGCCGACGACGUUAAGAUACUGCUCUGUGGCCCGCCGCCCAUGAUUGGGGGACUCAAGAAGGCAGCAGAGAGUCUUGGGUUUAAGAAGGCCCGCCCCGUUAGUAAAUUGGAAGACCAAGUGUUCGCAUUCUAGAGCGCGUUGCAUAUCGCAUCUUGUAGGAUACUUGGGGAUUUUCAGUAAGACGAAUGGCGCAUCCAACCUCUCAACAUGCACGAAGUUAGCAUACCACGUGGAGGAAAUCGGCAUCUUAAUGCAUGUUGAUUA